Perca fluviatilis (European perch) is the source of this 795-nucleotide messenger RNA. Its product is annotated as zinc finger BED domain-containing protein 4-like. Gene Ontology annotation, biological process: regulation of transcription by RNA polymerase II. Gene Ontology annotation, molecular function: protein dimerization activity. The coding region runs from base 1 to 795 and encodes 264 amino acids. The transcript is spliced from 2 exons. Lineage: Eukaryota; Metazoa; Chordata; Actinopteri; Perciformes; Percidae. Gene Ontology annotation, cellular component: nucleus. The record is from RefSeq and is a predicted model, not a curated record.
AUGGUCAAGCGCGUGAGCAGAAAUAAAGAGGCUGUCAUCGCAGCCCUGGACAAUCAGGAGCACAAACUCGUCUUGCCGACCGCAGCAGAGUGGGAUAAACUGCAGAGGCUGGAGACACUUCUAGAGCCAUGCAGGUAUGUAACUGAGCUCCUGGGUGGAGAGGCCUAUGUCUCCUGUUCUGUGGUACUACCUUCUCUCUGCCACUUGCGUCUCAAGAUGGAAGCCUGUGAUGAGGACCCUGCAUAUGUGGUGAGAUUCAAGACCAAGUUCAAGGAGGACCUAGCAUCCCGUCAAGAACAGCUCAACAAUGCAUGGCUCCAGAUUGCUACAGUUUUGGAUCCUCGUUUCAAAGACUUGAAAUGCAUGCCCAAGACAGACAGGGAAGAGGUGUGGACCACACUUGAAGGGAUGCUGCAACAAGAAUCACCCAGAAGGUCUUCACAGACACAUGAUGAUGGGCCACCCAGGAAGAAAAUCAGCCUUCUGCAAAUGGGCUCAGAUUCAGAAUCAGAAGAUGAAGAGGUCCAACCUGCCAUACAGAGGUACAGAGCAGAGCCCACCAUUAAAUUGGAGGACUGCCCCUUGAGGUGGUGGGCAUCUCAUUCAGGAGCCCAUGAGAAGCUGGCCUCACUAGCUCACAAAUAUCUAGCCACUCCUGCAACCACUGUUCCCUGUGAACGACUUUUCUCAGUUGCAGGUCACAUUGUGAACAAGAAAAGGUCAGCUUUACUUUCAGAAAAUGUGAACAAGUUAGUUUGCCUCAGCAACUGGCUGAAAGAUGAUGAAGCUCAGUAG